AUAUACUGUCUGAGAUAUAUAAAUAAUAACUUUAAUUCUAAGAAGAGCGCUCUGUAUAAUAUCAGUUAUUUAUUAGAUAUAAAGAUAUUUAUUCUAUAUUAUUUCUAUUCCGCGGGAAAGAAGACUUAUAAUCUUAUAGAUUUUAUAUAUUUUAUAUUAUAUAUAUAUAAUUUACUAAUAUCUCUUAAGUCUAUAAUUAAUCUGCUAGAAAACACUUGUGAUUUUAUAAAGAUUAUUAAAUAG
Messenger RNA from Aspergillus heteromorphus CBS 117.55, 243 nucleotides. RefSeq lists its product as uncharacterized. The record is from RefSeq and is a predicted model, not a curated record. The annotation marks the transcript as partial. NCBI's taxonomy places the organism in Eukaryota, Fungi, Ascomycota, Eurotiomycetes, Eurotiales, Aspergillaceae. The transcript has a single exon.